Molecule: messenger RNA, 489 nt
Organism: Phlebotomus argentipes
Lineage: Eukaryota; Metazoa; Arthropoda; Insecta; Diptera; Psychodidae
Gene: bcn92
Product: LYR motif-containing protein 4
Exons: 3
Coding region: 97-348 (83 amino acids)
Biological process (GO): iron-sulfur cluster assembly
Cellular component (GO): L-cysteine desulfurase complex; mitochondrion
Source: RefSeq, a predicted model, not a curated record
GCAGAAAGAAAUGUCAAAUUCAUCUGGUUUUGUUAUCAUUUCCUGCAGCGAGAAAUUUGUCUGAUUACUAGUGAAAAUCGUGUAAAUUCGUCAAAGAUGAGUUCUAAGAGCAGCGUCUUGUCCCUCUACAAGACAUUGCUGAGGGAAUCUCAGAGGUUCUCCUCUUACAAUUACAGGGAAUACGCCAGGAGGAGGAUAAGAGAUGCCUUCAGGGACAAUAAGACGCUCUCAGACGCCGAAUCGAUAAAGAAUCAAUUGAAGUUUGCCAAUGAAAAUCUCCAAGUGAUCCGGCGUCAGGCGUUAAUUGGUGAUCUCUACAAGUCCGACAAGCUGGUGAUUGAGAAGUAGAUUGGAAAGCCACAUAGAAGACGAUACAAAGUGUGAUGGAGUAUUCUGGCGAAGAGACUCAAAUCUAGCAUUGUUGAAUCCGUUGAUUUGUAAACUUUAUGAAGAAAUCCCCAGUUCAUUACAGCAUUUAUUUAGGUAAAA